AUGGCCGCAUCACCACAGAUCACGACAGACACCGCGGCUGGGGCUGCCGCGGCCGACUUCAUGGCCCUCAAUAAGAAAUACACAGAGGAGAAGGAAAAGCGCCAGCGGUCUGACGGCAACGCACAAUACAUCGAGAUGGAGACGGACGCGAAGUUCAGCAAGCUGGCCCAAGACCCAUGGGUCGAUCACGAAAAGCUCAACGCCCAGACGCCGAGCCUCAAGGAUGGCGACGAGGUGAAGUUCAUCAUCCUUGGCGCCGGCUACGGAGGCCUGUUGUUUGCGGUUCGAUUCAUCCAAGCUGGCUUCAAGCCCGAGGAUAUUCGCCUUGUCGAUGCCGCUGGUGGUUUUGGCGGCACAUGGUACUGGAACCGGUACCCAGGUCUCAUGUGCGAUGUUGAAUCCUACACCUACAUGCCACUCCUCGAGGAGACGGGCUAUAUUCCGAAGCACCGAUACUCGUAUGGCCACGAGUUGCGAGCUCAUGCGGAUCGAAUGGCAGAGACAUGGGACCUGACGGAUAAGGGUGUAUUUCGCUCGCAGAUCAAGAGCUACGAGUGGGACGAGGACGCUAAGCGAUGGAUCGUGGUUAUCGAGCAGGUCCGCGGCCCGGACGAGUCGCCCAUCACAAUGACGGUUCGAUCACAGUUCGUCGUUCUCGCCAACGGCGUUUUAAACCAUCCCAAAGCGGCCAAGAACCUCGAGGCUUUCGAGGGUGACAUGUUCCAUACUGCGCGGUGGAACUACGAAGGAAAACGUGUUGGCAUCAUUGGUACUGGCGCAACCGCCAUUCAACUCGUUCCACAACUCGCCAAGUGGGCGAAGGAGCUCUAUGUCUUCCAAAGAACGCCGUCAUCUGUAGAAGAGAGAGGCCAGAGGCCUACUGAUCCAGAAGAGUGGAAGAAGAUUGCCGACGGCCCAGGCUGGCAGAGGCGUCGCCUCGACAACUUCAAUAACCUUGUUUCUGGCGGCGAGGCAGAAGACAACUUGGUAGAUGAUGGUUGGACGAAGAUUAAGACUUACAAAGGUCUUGUCGGCGCACCACACGAGAAGCCUCUUGGAUUGGAAGAUAUUCCCGGCCAUAUCGGCAGUCUUCUUGCCCUGGAUGCCCCGAGAUCAGAGAGGAUUCGACGACGAGUUGAGGAGAUUGUGAAGGACAAGUCAGUUGCUGAGGCUCUGAAGCCGUGGUACCCAUCAUGGUGCAAACGACCGACCUUCCAUGACGACUACCUCCCGGCGUUCAACCUACCCAACGUACACCUCGUUGAUACAAACGGCAAGGGAGUCGACCACGCCACCAAGAACUCACUAGUGGUCGACGGUACAGACUAUCCCCUCGACGUCAUUGUGCUGAGCACAGGAUACAGGCCCCCCGCAGCAGACAUGGCCGAGCCAUCAAGCAGGUCCAACAUGACCAUCAAGGGCCAGAACGGCGAGCUCCUGUCCGAGAAAUGGUCGAGCAAGGGCCCGUCUACCCUCCACGGCGUGCUCACCAAAGGAUUUCCAAACCUGUUCCUGACCGGCCCUUUGCAGAUCGGCGCCGCGGCAAACUUUGCUUACGCCCAGGACGUCAUCUCUCAACACUGCGCAUACAUGGUAGUCGAAGCUAUGAAGCGCGCGGGUAAAAGUACCGAUAAGGUUGUCAUAGAGAGCACAUUGGAGGGGGAAGAAGCAUACGUCGGUUUCAUUAUGCAACAUGCGGCUUGGUUCUCUAGCUUGUCUAUAUGCACACCAAGCUACAUGAACAAUGAGGGCGAAAAAGCCCCACUCGAGGCACAAAUGAAGUUGGCCAGAGGAGCGCCGUUUCCACAUGGUAUCAAUGCCUACGUAAAAUUCCUGGAGGACUGGCGAGCCAGUGGCCGGAUGAACGGUGUUGAGGUAACAGCAUAG
Molecule: messenger RNA, 1887 nt
Organism: Colletotrichum scovillei
Lineage: Eukaryota; Fungi; Ascomycota; Sordariomycetes; Glomerellales; Glomerellaceae
Product: cyclohexanone monooxygenase
Exons: 2
Coding region: 1-1887 (628 amino acids)
Source: RefSeq, a predicted model, not a curated record